CUCCGCGCGCCCCAGAGUCAAGUCCCGGCCGCCGCCGCCGCCGCCGCCGCGCGCUCGUUCGGCCACAGCAGGCGCGGCAGAGCCGGAUCCUUCCGCCCCUGGAGCAGCGGGAACGAGUCCGCCGCCCCCACCCCUCUCCCCACCCCCACCCCCAAGGCGGCGGCGGCGGCGGGCGGCUGCGCUGCUGCAGCAGCAGCAGGAUUGUGGCAAGUGAGCGGGGCUGCAGGCCAAGCCCCCCGCGCCAGAAUCCGCCAUGAGCGAACUGGAACAGCUGAGACAGGAAGCGGAACAGCUGCGGAACCAGAUCAGGGACGCAAGGAAAGCAUGUGGCGACUCCACAUUGACCCAGAUCACCGCCGGCCUCGACCCGGUUGGCCGGAUCCAGAUGCGGACGAGACGCACAUUACGGGGUCACCUGGCAAAAAUCUACGCCAUGCACUGGGGGACAGAUUCCAGGCUGCUGGUGAGCGCCUCCCAAGACGGCAAGCUGAUCAUUUGGGACAGCUACACCACCAAUAAGGUCCAUGCCAUCCCCCUGCGGUCGUCGUGGGUCAUGACCUGUGCCUAUGCUCCGUCCGGGAACUACGUGGCUUGUGGAGGCCUGGACAACAUCUGCUCCAUCUACAGCCUAAAGACCCGCGAGGGGAACGUGCGGGUCAGCCGGGAGCUCCCGGGACACACGGGCUACCUCUCCUGCUGCCGGUUCCUUAACGACAACCAGAUAAUCACCAGCUCCGGAGACACGACCUGCGCCCUCUGGGACAUCGAGACGGGCCAGCAGGCCACGACCUUCACGGGCCACAGCGGCGACGUCAUGUCGCUCUCCCUGUCCCCCGACAUGCGCACCUUCGUCUCGGGCGCCUGUGACGCGUCGAUCAAGCUGUGGGACAUCCGAGACAGCAUGUGCCGGCAGACCUUCACCGGGCACGAGUCCGACAUCAACGCCGUCUGUUUCUUCCCCAACGGCAACGCGUUCACCACGGGCUCGGACGACGCCACCUGCCGCCUUUUCGACCUGCGCGCCGACCAGGAGCUGAUGAUGUACUCGCACGACAACAUCAUCUGCGGCAUCACCUCGGUGGCGUUCUCCCGCAGCGGCCGCCUCCUGCUCGCGGGCUACGACGACUUCAACUGCAACAUCUGGGACUCGAUGAAAGGCGACCGUGCAGGGGUCCUCGCUGGCCAUGACAAUCGGGUCAGCUGCCUGGGCGUGACGGACGACGGGAUGGCCGUGGCGACCGGCUCGUGGGACAGCUUCUUGAAAGUCUGGAACUGACCCCCCCCUUCUCGCCGGCGCUGCCUUGUGGGGGGGAGGGGGAGGGAGAGGAGGGGGUGCCCAGAAAGGGUGCCCCUUCCCCUCCCUAUAACCUAGCCUCUGUCCCCCCUGUCUCUAGGGGGCUGUGGCCUUGUCUCUCUCCUUCCUUCCCUCGGCUGCCCUACACACACACACACACACACAUUUUUUCCCUUUUUCUGCUCUGAUUUAAAAAUGUCCUGACCAAGCCUGCUUUCCAGCUGCAGUACGGAGGGGGUGGUGGUGGGGAGAAGGGGGGCCUCUAGAGGGGGACGGGGGGGGGAGAGAGAAUGGUUGGGCUGUGUUCCCCCCCACAAAAGGAGUUGUCCGGGGAUGCCAUGUGUGGGUCCAAUCUAGAAAAGAGCCUCACCCUACCCCCCCUACCUUCAAGGGUGGGGCGCCUUGGCUGGGGCUUUGAGUUCUCUCUCUCCCCCCCCCCCCCCCAUCGCCUUCCCCGAGGAAGGGAGGGAUGGUUAAAGAUGGCCCUGCUGCCUGUAGCACUCUUGAUUUCAUAGCAACCCGUAGAAAGGUGCUGAGAGCAGAGACCUCUGGCGAGGCAGGGGGGAGAGAAGACGGUUUUAUGUAGCGUUCCCCCCCCCCCAGAACCGGAGAGGCUCCAGGGCAGCCGCGUCCGUCUUCGCUGUGAUGACUUGUUUGUCUCCCCACCCCCUCCCCUCACAGUGGUGCUUGGAGGAUUUGUGGCGGCAGCGGCAGCAGCAGCAGUGGCCCCCGUGGCCUCGUUUCCUCUUAACCUGUGGCGGGUUUUGUAACGGGCGCAGGGGUUGGUGCCGGCCCCUCCCUGCUGCCUCGGCGGGUCUGUGUGUAACCUGUUAAACAACCGAAACCAAGA
Molecule: messenger RNA, 2144 nt
Organism: Elgaria multicarinata webbii
Lineage: Eukaryota; Metazoa; Chordata; Lepidosauria; Squamata; Anguidae
Gene: GNB2
Product: G protein subunit beta 2
Exons: 10
Coding region: 254-1276 (340 amino acids)
Biological process (GO): G protein-coupled receptor signaling pathway
Cellular component (GO): cytoplasm; heterotrimeric G-protein complex
Molecular function (GO): signaling receptor complex adaptor activity; protein binding
Source: RefSeq, a predicted model, not a curated record